Spodoptera frugiperda (fall armyworm) is the source of this 667-nucleotide messenger RNA. RefSeq lists its product as uncharacterized. The record is from RefSeq and is a predicted model, not a curated record. NCBI's taxonomy places the organism in Eukaryota, Metazoa, Arthropoda, Insecta, Lepidoptera, Noctuidae. The transcript has 2 exons. Bases 226 to 516 code for a protein of 96 amino acids.
UUUAUUGUCAACACAAUGUUGUGUGAUGUUCACAAUAAGUUACGAAGAUGUCGCGUCGAUGUAAAUAAAUCUCCGCUCUAUGAUAUCCUUGAACACAUUAGCUCAUCAAACAGUAGUGUUUGCGCGGCUACACUGAGUGCUGAGUACUACGCAGUGUGUGCUGUGUACUGGUGCAUACAGUCAGUAGUCACUGGUCAGUAGUGCAGGAGCCUGGACGCAGUGAGCAUGAGUGUGUGUCGCGUAGUGUUGGCUUGUAUGUGUCUGUGUGCGUGUAUGCGCGCGUGUAGUGGUGCGUACUCCAGUUUCUGGGCGCCGCUGUACGACCGCCGGCUCCUCAACUACCGCGUCGACGCUCCCUUCGAUCCAGACUCCGCCCGCCAGGGGAGGGAACAGUAUGCAGCGCGCUACGGGUACAGGGGAGAGAGACUCAUUGCUGAUAUUGGGAAUGGGAAGGGACUUACUGAUGGACCCAGAGACACACAGAUGUAUGGAGAUGUUACAUUUCAAUACACAUGAGAAGCUGUGUGGCUGCAGUAAUGUACAUCAGUACUCCUAGUAUGUGUACAGUCCACUGUCAUCACAGCAAGCUGAGUCUGUACCACUAACUGUACACUAUUUAGUAUUAAGUUCUUGUGUAAAUAAAUAUCCUGUAAGUACAUACAAAGUG